Podarcis muralis (Common wall lizard) is the source of this 2018-nucleotide messenger RNA. RefSeq names its product DnaJ heat shock protein family (Hsp40) member B1 (gene DNAJB1). Gene Ontology annotation, cellular component: cytosol. Gene Ontology annotation, biological process: negative regulation of transcription by RNA polymerase II. Lineage: Eukaryota; Metazoa; Chordata; Lepidosauria; Squamata; Lacertidae. Gene Ontology annotation, molecular function: Hsp70 protein binding; transcription corepressor activity. The record is from RefSeq and is a predicted model, not a curated record.
CGGGUUUGGGGCGGAGAACGUUGUGGCAAGCUCUGGAAGAUUCCUCCGCCCGCCGUAUAAAUAGGGAGGGGGGAAGCGGCUGCCGCCGAGCUAAAGCCUGGGCGGCCGAGCGAGGAGAGAGCUAAUUGAGCCAGUGACUGUGAGAGCGAGGGCACUGGGCGACUGGCGAUGGGGAAGGACUAUUACCGGAUCUUGGGCCUGACCCGCGGGGCAACUGAGGACGACAUUAAGAAGGCGUAUCGCAAGCAGGCGCUGCGCUACCACCCGGACAAGAACAAGGACCCGGGCGCCGAGGAGCGCUUCAAAGAGAUCGCCGAGGCGUACGACGUGCUGAGCGACCCCAAGAAGCGCGAGAUCUUCGACAAGUUCGGCGAGGAGGGACUAAAGGGAGGUGGUCCCAGCAGCAGUGGAGGAGGAGGUCCCAAUGGCACUUCAUUCACAUACACCUUUCAUGGAGAUCCUCAUGCCAUGUUUGCAGAAUUCUUUGGUGGGAGGAAUCCUUUUGAUACCUUUUUUGUCCAGAGGAAUGGCGAUGAAGACAUGGAUGUUGAUGACCCCUUCACAAGCUUUCAGAACUUUGGUAACAUUGGCUUUUCCCGUUCUCGUGGGGGCGCUGAACAUAUACGCAAGAAACAAGACCCACCCAUCACUCAUGAGUUGAGAGUAUCUUUGGAGGAGAUUUACUCUGGAUGCACCAAGAAAAUGAAAAUUUCUCAUAAACGUCUCAGUCCAGAUGGGAAAAGCACACGCAAUGAAGAUAAGAUUCUAACGAUUGAAGUCAAACGUGGCUGGAAAGAAGGAACAAAGAUUACAUUCCCCAAAGAAGGAGACCAGACACCAAACAACAUUCCAGCUGAUAUUGUAUUUGUUUUAAAAGACAAGCCACAUAACAUUUUUAGAAGAGAUGGGUCUGAUAUUGUAUAUCCAGCCAAAAUCAGCCUCCGUGAGGCUCUAUGUGGCUGCACUGUGAACACACCAACACUAGAUGGUAGGAACAUACCAAUGGUAUUCAAGGACAUCAUUAAACCUGGAAUGAAGCGAAGAAUUCCUGGAGAAGGUCUUCCAUUCCCCAAGAAUCCAAGCCAACGAGGGGAUCUUAUUAUUGAGUUUGAUAUAAGAUUCCCAGACAGAAUUCCACAGUCUUCAAAAAGUGUCCUAGAACAAAUCUUGCCAAUAUAGUAAGACAGGCAGAACGGGACUGCUGUGCCUCCAGAGCAGAGGAAUUGGAACUGGAAUCAGGAUUUCAGAGUCGCUUUUGGCAGUGGAUAGGGAAGUUAACUUCAUGUUGCUAAAAGAUUUCUGGGAAAUCCAUUCUUGCAAGAUGAACAUUGCACUUCUCAGUGACUUUUGGCCCAAGUUGUCAUUGCUCAAAACAUUUACAGCAAUGCUCAGUAACCCAAGAGAAGGAAUUGGCAGAACAUCUUUUAAUUGAACGUGGAAGACGACAACCAAUCAUAAUUCAUGCCUUCACUUAGUUGGCUAACCCUACUUGGCCAUGUCACAUAGGUCCUCCCAUAGGAAGGAGGAGAUUACAAUCUAAACUGGACUUCAGAAGUAAACACCUCCAAUCUCUUGUUUUUGCUGUACUGUGUCUUAUUGCAUUCUGCACUAUCUCAUUCCCAGGGGGGUACCUUUAAUGUUCAGUUUUCUAACUUGCUUGUUGCUCUUAAGGGUGCCCUUACUAAGCCAUUCUAAAAUGGUGCCAUUUGUUGAAGCUCCUGGAAGGGAAGGCAUCCUGAAACUUGGUCAUAAAUUGCCCUUUUCCAGAAGGUAAAUUGGUGGAGUAUGGCCUCCCCUGUUAAGCAAGCAGGAUGCUGCCUUAUAACUUCUGGAAAGCAUGUAAGAAGUUUACAGGUUUUUUCAGUGAAAUCUUUGACUUCUUGCCAUACACUGUUUAUAUGUCAGACUUGAUCCUGGUUGGUUGAUUGGACCGGCAGAAAAGAUGUAAAAUAUUCAGUUGAAGACAUUCUUUAAUAAACAAGUAUUUCAAUAGGUGAUAACUAUUGAAACUGAAAAGA